CGCUAAAUGGCCGAAUAGCACGUGGAGCAAUGAGUAAUAACGUGCAGGGGAUGUAGCUUAAUGCCCCUGUGACACAUCGUGUGGGAAAAAAAAAAAACUUCGCGUAUGCAUGCACGGGAUUACUCAUACUUGACGUGAACCCUAGAUGGACGACGGGAUAUAUAAAAAGCUUUCUCGCCUGCAAGUUUAACUACCCCUUACUUCCUCCUCAACUAUAUUGACACUGUCCCACUCCAAUAAAAAAGAACACGCAUCACAAUGAACGCACAAGUACAGCUAUACGACACACCGCUAUCUAUUCUAUCUAUCCCCAGAGAAAAAUACUGGCUCUUCUCGCUGGGAGUAUUGCAGCUCUUGCACUACGUAGCAGAUAAACUUGGUGACGCUGACAAUGCACAAGACGACUCUACUGACAGCGAGAGUGAAGGAGAGGACGAAGAAGAAGGCUACCAGUCCGAUGCCACCUCCAAUUCAGUGCCGUCUAUCAACUCCCAUUCCAGAGCUUCCACUCCCGCAUACACAACAGAUCUCUCUGCUUGCAAUUCCAAGGACUCGAUACCGGAGCCAGACCAUACGGAAAUUGAAGAUCCGUUUUUACACGUCGCCUUCACCCCGUCGGAAUGCACCAUUAUCUGCUCCGCAGCCUUGAUCUCGAAGUUCUUUACCCAGCCUUUGAACACCUCUGUCCAGGAACCAGCCUGCUCUUUUGACACCAAACUCUUCCAGGAAGCAUACUUGGCUCUCCAGGUAGUUACCGAUGGCCUUGAUAACAAGAGAGUAUUGGAAUUGACCGAGCCGCUCUCCGAUUCAGACAUUUCCAUUUUCUUUUUGUCCACGCAUUUUGCCGACAUCAUCUUGAUCCCUGAAGCUUCUAAGGCCAAGGUUGUUCAGAUUUUGCUGUCCAAGGGCUAUGACUUGGUUACCUCCUCACCGAUCCCCGCUGGCAUUAAACAUGAGCCUGUUACUGUCGAGUCUGAUGAUUUGGCCACCAAGACCUUUGCUUUGUUCGCAAAGCACGGUAUCAAGCCUUUGGUCUCCCCGCGCGCCAAACUACUACUCACUGGUGCCAGACCAGGCCGCCAAAAUGCCCGCGAAGUGAUUCUUCUCUCAGCGCAGGCUCUUGCCGCACACAACCCGUCCGUUCCUAAUUCCUUUGUGGAGUACUUUGCCAUCACCAAGACCACGGGGUCGUCCAUUUCCUUGCUUCUCCCCAAAUCCUCAAAGGUGAGGCACAAGCUUGGGUUUGGUGGGAAGAACAAAUUCAUUGGGUCUGAUGUUGACAGUAUCAUUCCCAUCAGUGUGGACUUGACCAAGUUGCCUAUUGAUUCUAAAGGUAUUGUGGCCGGUUUGGCGGGCAGAUUGUUGAACAGCGAGGCGGUGGAGAACGCUGUGUUUGGUGGAGACAUCGGGGUUUUCGAAAUGAACUAUUUGUCUAUGGGUUUAUCCGGUGUCGUUAUGAUCCCAGAGGAAUGGUUGAAGGUUGUCUCGAGUGUUUUGGUUUAGGUGUAUUUUUUUGCACCAUUAUUUUUUUUGUUUUUGGGGUGUUUUAUAUGGGUUUAUUGGGACUCUCGGU
Messenger RNA from Babjeviella inositovora NRRL Y-12698, 1573 nucleotides. RefSeq lists its product as uncharacterized. Gene Ontology annotation, cellular component: cytosol. Bases 259 to 1503 code for a protein of 414 amino acids. NCBI's taxonomy places the organism in Eukaryota, Fungi, Ascomycota, Pichiomycetes, Serinales. The record is from RefSeq and is a predicted model, not a curated record. Gene Ontology annotation, biological process: regulation of intracellular signal transduction; cellular response to L-arginine. The transcript has a single exon.